AAGCCGAGAGAAGGCGCCUCCGAGCCCGCGCACGCCCAGCUCCUCAGGGCUCUCCCCUGACUGCGGGGGCAGCCCCGGCCCCAGGCUCCCAUGGAAGCGGGGGCGGAGGCUGCGCGGCCCCCCGGCGAGAAGCGCUGGAGGCCUGAGCCCCCCCUGAGAGCCCUGGUUCUGCCCACGAAGGCCAUGGAGAAGAGGUUGGAAGCCAAGUUCAGCAUUAGCUUCUGGAUUUUAUCAAGACAUUGCCUGGGAAGUUUUCACUUGUUCUACGUGUGUGCCUGCCUCUGUGCCCUCUCUUCAUCUGCAGAUGCAAACUGGAAUCGAGCCGUGUGCCAGCCAGAGAAGAUACUGCUUGGUGGCCAUUUGAGAUCAUGGGGAGAUCGCCAGCUACAGCUUGUGGAGGGAUUUCACUCUGCCCAGUCAUGUCAGGCUGCUUGCUGCCAGAGCUCCAGCUGUGAUGCCUUUUGGCUGUUGGAAAAGAUGUGUAUCCAGGUGAACUGCAUGAUUCCCCACCAGUGUCAGGCAAGCAGGACUGACUCCUCAGAUUCCAUUUUGGUGUUUCUAAAGAAAUCGAAAACUACAGAGCACUCCUUAAGCUCUCAACAUGAAGGCGAGGUGGAGACUCUGCUUCACAAGUUGUUGGAUUGGUGCACGCCAGUCCAAGCCAAAAAGAGACCGCGAAGGUCCUUCCGGGAGCUGUUGACACAAAAACAGAACUUGGCAAAUGACAAGAGGGGCUUGCUGAAAAGGGAUACAACAGAUCUCUCCACCAGGGGGAAUGCUGAAAAUCUGCCAGCCAGUACCUUGGACAGCGCAUCUAAGAACGACUUGAGUAAUAUUGAUCUAAAGGAUAACCCAGAACCUGGGCCUUCAUUGAGGGAGGUGUAUGUUCCCAGUGACCAUGCAACUCAAGAGAAAACUUCAGUGCAAAAUGGAACGGACUCAAGAGAACAGAAAAACGAAAGCCCUGCCUCUCCUGAGGGCUACAGUGUAAGUGGACUGAGUGAUCCAGCUGGUAGCAGCUCUCUAGGGGCUCAUGCAGGAAUAUCCACAUCAGAACUCCCAGUGCUGGCUACGUUCUCCAGCCCCAUAGCACAGGGUUUGACUGCCACUGCCAAAGCUGAGAAACUCAAGCAGUCAAACAACACUUCCGUCCAGCCUCUUUCCUUAGAGGAGAUUCUCCCUACAAUCAGUGCUCUGCAGGGGAAAAACACGAUGAAGAUGCAGACCGUUAUCGCUAUGCCCACUGGUGUUCCCACCAAUGACAGCGGUACCACAGUCCAGACUAUCCCUGCCACAUCAUCAAGCACCCCUACACCAGUGCCAGUUACGAAGGAGCUGGUAGUUUCCGCAGGAAACAAUGUCCAAGUGACCCUGCCAAAAAAUGAAGUUCAGUUAAAUGCAUUUGUCCUUCCUGAACCACCAACAGGAACCAGCUACACUUAUGACUGGCGGCUGAUUACUCACCCAAAAGACUCCAGUGGAGAGAUGGAAGGCAAACACUCCCAGAUCCUCAAGUUAUCUAAGCUCACCGUUGGUCUGUAUGAAUUCAAAGUGAUAGUUGAUGGGGGAAAAGCACAUGGGGAAGGUUACGUGAAUGUGACAGUUAACCCAAAGCCUCGUGUGAAUCAGCCUCCUGUGGCUAUUGUGUCACCACAAUCCCAAGAGAUUUCACUGCCAACCACUUCUACUGUCAUCGAUGGCAGCCAAAGCACUGAUGAUUAUAAAAUUGUCAGUUUCCAUUGGGAAGAAUUGAAGGGGCCACUACGGGAGGAGAAGGUAUCGACUGACACUGCCAUAUUGAAACUGACCAACUUAGUACCUGGGAAUUACACGUUCAGCCUAACAGUUGUGGAUUCAGAUGGUGCCAGCAACUCUACCACUGCCAGCUUGACUGUGAAUAAAGAAGUGGAUUAUCCUCCAGUGGCAAAUGCAGGCCCAAACCAAGUGAUCACGCUUCCCCAAAACUCUAUCACCUUGUACGGGAACCAGAGCACUGAUGAUCAUAGCAUUGUCAGCUACGAAUGGUUACUCAGCCCCAGUAGCAAAGGAAAGGUGAUGGAGAUGCAGGGUGUGAGGACACCAAUAUUACAGCUCUCUGCAAUGCAAGAAGGUGAUUACACCUAUCAGCUAACAGUGACUGAUUCUGCAGGCCAGCAGUCCACCGCUGAGGUCACGGUGAUAGUGCAGCCUGAGAAUAAUAAGCCCCCCAAAGCAGAUGCUGGCCCAGAUAAAGAACUCACCCUUCCUGUGGACAGCACCACUCUAGAUGGCAGCAAGAGCUCAGACGACCAGAAAAUAGUCUCCUUCCUGUGGGAGAAAACACGGGGCCUGGAUGGUGUAAAACUGGAGAAUGCCAACAGCAGCAUUGCUACUGUAACUGGGCUUGAGGUUGGAACGUAUGAAUUCACACUGACUGUCAAAGAUGAAAGGAGCUUGCAAAGCCAGAGUUCAGUUAAUGUCAUUGUCAAAGAAGAGAUGAACAAGCCACCAGUGGCAAAGAUUGCUGGGAAUGUUGUCGUCACCCUGCCUACAAACACAGCAGCCUUGGAUGGGUCCAAAUCCUGGGAUGAUAAGGGAAUUGUCAGCUACCUGUGGACCCGGGACGAGGGGAGUCCUGCGGCUGGGGAGGUGUUAAAUAAUUCAGACCACCACCCUGUACUUUUCCUCUCCAACCUGGUGGAGGGGACAUACACUUUCCAUCUGAAAGUGACAGAUGCCAAAGGAGAGAGUGAUACAGAUAGGACCACUGUGGAAGUCAAAGCUGAUCCAAGGAAAAACAAUCUUGUGGAGAUGAUACUGGAUGUUAAUGUCAGCCAGCUGACGGAAAGGCAGAAGGGUAUGUUAAUCCGUCAGAUAGGCGUUCUGCUGGGCGUCCUGGACUCGGACAUUACUGUACAAAAGAUCCAGCCGUACACAGAGCAGAGCACAAAGAUGGUGUUCUUUGUGCAGAACCAACCACCCCAUCAGAUCUUCAAAGGGCAUGAUGUAGCAUGGACGCUCAAAAGUGAACUCCGGAAACAGCAGUCGGACUUCCUCAUCUUCCGAGCAUUAGAAAUUAAUACAGUCACAUGCCAGCUGAAUUGCUCCGAGCAUGGGCACUGCGACUCCUUCACCAAGCGCUGCAUCUGUGACCCAUUCUGGAUGGAGAACUUCAUCAAAGUGCAGAUGGGGGAGGGCGAGAGUAACUGUGAAUGGAGUGUGCUGUAUGUGAUCAUUGCGUCUUUUGUCAUUGUCGUUGCCUUUGGAAUCUUAUCCUGGACUGUGGUCUGCUGUUGCAAGAGGCGAAAAGGAAAACCCAAAAGGAAAAGCAAAUACAAGAUUUUGGAUGCCACAGAUCAGGAGAGUCUGGAGUUAAAACCAAACCUCAAAGCAGGCCAGAGGAGAAGCAGUGAUGCUAGAGAAGGCAGCAGACAGAAAGCUCAGGUGCUUAACACCAGCCUGAUGCAUUCCGAAUCUGAACUGGACAGCGACGAAGCCAUCUUCACGUGGCCAGACCGAGAGAAAGGGAGACUACUCCGGAGUCAGAAUGGCUCCCUGCGCAAUGGGCAGGUGCUGCCCAAACCGAAGAACCAGAGGGAAGAGAUCUUGUAGGACAAAGUUGCUAACUUAUUUCAUGGAAACUACCUUUGUUUUUGUGGGUUUCUUUUCGUUCGACUAGAACGGGUUGUACUUGAAUCCUGACUUCAAGGGAAAUCAAAGGGAGGAAAAGGACCUGUGAAAUACAGACUACCUGGCAUCUGGAAUGCCACAGGAUAGAACCACUUACCACAGCUGUGAAAGCACAGACCCACCCACCUCCUACUGCAAUGGAGGCAAAAUUCCCAUGGACUUUCAGCCUACUGGAGGAUUCUUCUCUCUGAAGGGGGGUCAGGGUCGGGCUUGUGAGAGCCGUCCUUUGGGCUCCCAUCAGACCACCGCAGCCUCCAACAGUGAUGGCACACUGACUGACUGACCUUUUUAAAAAAGAAAAACAAACCUAGCUCACAUACUACUUCAGCUGCAGGAAAAGCUUUUCCCACCCCGCUUCACUGAUUAAGCACCAUUUUCUAAAAAAUUAACUUUGUCCUUUCACACCAGCUAACCGCGUGGGGUGGGGGACAUUCAAAAUACUGUGCUCACCCAGAAUGGGCUGCAUCAGUUCACAGCUAUGAAGGGGUUGUAAUUGUUUUAAAUUGUUAGUCUUAUCACUGGGAAUAGAGAUGAAAUGGCACCUAAUCAGAUGCCAAAAACUAGCUGGAGUGAACAGCCCAGCUCCAGAGUCUGUGCUAGCCAGCUGAACGGGGCGCCCCCAUCCCUGCACCUAGCCCUUCCGGGUUUGUACCAGACCCAGGGGAUCGUUUGCCAAUUCAAAGGAGAGUGCCUGCCUUUCUGGUAUCUGUGACUAAUAGCUUAAUUCCAAAGCCCUGAGAAGCUUGUUCAGCUCCACGGCACACUGUGUCGAUUCUGAAACACUUCAGUGUGUGCUCAGUGACGCUGUAGAAUAUCAGUACUGCCCUCCCUACUGUACGAUGCCAUGAUCCUGUCCUUUCUUCAAACACUUACACACAUCAAAGAGAAACAUGGGUGGAUACCUUCACUCCCCGAUGGCUGGACGUCCCCCUCCAGCUGGCACUUCAGUAGCCUUUUGUUGUGCUGUCAUUGAGUAGCCCUGUGUAUGCUCCUAGCAUUGAAUUGUUUUGACUGACUGGCUGACAUGCACACUUCAGAUUUAUUAACUGACUGAAACAGGGACCAUUCAGAUCCUCUUUGCCCAAAUACCUGCAGGUGGCUCCCAGAGGCACAUCCCCAUAGGAAGUGUGUCCUCGCUGGGCAGCGUGGUUCUGAACUACAUGCCCCUUUCAGUCGAUGACAACGUGGAGUCGACUGAGUGUGUGUGACACUCCCUCCCCAUUGCCAUGUCUCUCUCAGCAUGCUGCUUUCUUGAGCCAAACCUCCAUCCUUGGCGAGUGUUUGCCCUUUUCAUUGGGGUGUCAGAUGCCUCUGCCCCUCUAGGGUGAGUACUUAGUUUCUGGCCUUCCUUUGUGUUUAAUUAAACUGGUAACUUGUUUCAUUGGCUUCCUUUUUUGGAUACUGAAAGACAAAAGGCUUUAAACGCCUAAGUUGUAUUUAUACUGCUGCACUACUGAUUUGUGUUGAACCAGAUGAAGAUGAAAGACACUGUUUAAUUUGAGGGAGUGUUCCCCACUGAAUGUAGUCAUGGCUGCUGCUAAUUUAAUGUUUCCGUGCAAUGAGAUGUCUUCCUUAGGCACAAGUGUUGGAUUCUGUGUUUUGUUUCGACUUGGCUAAUAAGACAUGAGGAUUUUCCCAAUUGACUUAGGCCAGCUGUAGUUCUUGACCUCAUGUGAUAGUGCCUGUUCCUCUCUCCAGACUCCUGUGGUGGGCUCAGCCUGGCUGAUCUCCCCCUAGGUGAUGGGACCCCCAACACGUUGCCAUAGUCCCACAUGCACUCCUGCCUCCCCCCAUGCAGGGCGAAGGUAACACCAGACUUCUCCAUUUAAAGGGACACAGUCAAGUUAAAAAUCACACUUCGGUCUGAAAUUUACUGUUGUGAGUAGCACUGAAACCUAUGAGCAGGGUGUCAUCCAUGAAACUCUUUUAAACUGAUGGUGGGUAUCCCUUUAAUCCUCUCCUCCCUUAGGCACAUACUUUAAGCUGGUCACUCCCCUUCCGUCCUGGGGAGGUUCUCCCUGCAAGGAAUUCUCAGCCUGUUUGCAGCAGUGAGGCUUUUAGGGAUUCUUUUCCUGCAGAGAUCAGUACCUCUCACAGGAGAUGCACGGUGUGCCUUUACACUGGCACUCUGCCUUCCUGUUACGGAAGCGGGAAGCAUUAAAACCUGUCCAGCUAUUACUCGACAGCACCUUUGUUUAGCUGAGGGGUUAUUUUUUUCCUUCCUCCCGUUUCACUGUGGGAACUGACCACUUACACCGAAGUGCUUUAGUUGACUGACUGCACUGCUGUGGAUAGAAUAGUUGUUUCCUGCCUGGCAUGGGGACGACUUGCAUUUUGUAGAAGACGAUAGGCCUUCUACAGACUCCUUGCUAACCAGUUUUGGUAGGAGAGCUUCCUGUCCUUAGUCAUUUGUCAUCUCAAAAUGCAGGCUUAUGACCGCAGAUCACAAGUCCCGAAAGUUAGAUUUCCUGCUUGCCAUUAGUAUUGUUAUUGUGCAACAUUCCCCCUCUGCAUGAAACACCCCGUCAGCUACCUCCCAAAAAACACCUUGUUCUGCACUUCAGAUAUUAACCCUUUGUUCCUCUAAAUUAUUUUACCCUAACAGAGGUUAUAAAGAAGUAUGUCCAGUAUAUACACCUACCCUCACUGUGCACUGAUAAGUGUGAGAAGCUUUUCAUAAAUGAACUUGGAAUCUAGGAGACUCUAAUGUCAAUCAAGGGACAAGAGGUCAGUGAAAAACCCUGACAAGCAGAAGGUGAAAGCAUUAGUUGCCUUGGUGUGAAAAUCUCCAUUAGGGUGGAAGAGGGUGUGGGCAGAUUGUCUGCUUGGAAAAAGACAACAGCCCAUGUUAGAAACGAUCCUCCUCUGAUGUAGGAGUGUGUACAAAGAAAGCAUUAGUUUAAAAUCCUGUAACUCCCUUUCCUCCUUCCCCCAGGGUAUUAUUAAUAUCAUUGCUCAUUUCUUACCUAAGUACCCCGAUCCUGGUUUGACCUUGCAAUAAGAAGUUUUCUGCAUGGCUGUGCAUUAUGAUUUCACAGUUAGAGACUCUAUGGCUACAAGUUACCCAUGUGUGGAAGUUAAAAGCUGAGACAUCUGUUAGAUGAACCAUCAGCCGAAUUUGAUUUUGUUUUCCUCACUCUUCAGUGUAAAUGUACUUCAGACACACACUUGUGUUUAGUAAAGAUGUUUGAGUCAGAGGCCAGAAUCUCUUGCAAUGUUGAGAUCCAGUUUUAAAUAGUUUUUGUUAAUUUUUCCUUGUUCUGUACACUGGGGUGGCCCAAUCUGUCUGACCUUUAAUUUCAUGAUGUUUGUUUGAUUGCAGUGUUACUUGGAUCAAGACUGGAAAAUGAUUUUUUAAAAAAAACACAUUUCUUGCAAAUAAAAGGGGAAGUUGUUUUGCUGCUGCUUAUCUUA
Molecule: messenger RNA, 7083 nt
Organism: Chelonoidis abingdonii (Abingdon island giant tortoise)
Lineage: Eukaryota; Metazoa; Chordata; Testudines; Testudinidae
Product: KIAA0319 like
Biological process (GO): neuron migration
Cellular component (GO): cytoplasmic vesicle; membrane; Golgi apparatus
Molecular function (GO): protein binding
Source: RefSeq, a predicted model, not a curated record